Girardinichthys multiradiatus is the source of this 3587-nucleotide messenger RNA. It is a transcript of the gene lbr, whose product is annotated as lamin B receptor. Gene Ontology annotation, biological process: sterol biosynthetic process. Bases 160 to 2022 code for a protein of 620 amino acids. Gene Ontology annotation, cellular component: nuclear inner membrane. The record is from RefSeq and is a predicted model, not a curated record. NCBI's taxonomy places the organism in Eukaryota, Metazoa, Chordata, Actinopteri, Cyprinodontiformes, Goodeidae. Gene Ontology annotation, molecular function: oxidoreductase activity, acting on the CH-CH group of donors, NAD or NADP as acceptor. The transcript is spliced from 14 exons.
UUUGCCCGGAGAGGGAGGGAGAACGAGCUCUACGUCAAACGUUAGCAAAGUUCGCUUUUAAAAAAAUAUUAAGUUUAUUUCUUUAAUUUGGCGUCGUGGGACGAAUUAUCUAUCACAUUUACUCAGUGGAAUUAUUCGAGUAGUAUAAGGUAGUUAAACAUGCCUUCUCUAAAGUAUCAGAUGGGUGACAAGGUGAUGGGGCGCUGGCCCGGCAGCAGCCUGUACUACGAGGUCAAUGUACUCAGCUUUGAUGCUAAAAGUCGCCUCUACACAGUUAUCUACAAGGAUGGCACAGAGCUGGAGCUCAAGGAGCAAGACAUCAUGAGUCUCACUGGCUUUCAGGCGCGCACACGCUCACGUUCCCGCUCUAAUUCCCGUUCGCCUGGACGUCGCCGCAGCCGCUCACGCUCCCCUGCUAGGACCACACGCCGUUCGUCCUCUCGUACAGCCGCUGCUGCUACCACAGCUGCAGCAGAGACUGCGGCAUCUUCUCGCGGGGAUACAAAGCUCAAGCAAGCACCAGAAGUCAAGCUCAGCCCAAUGCUGAAAAAGGCAUCUGAGAACAAUAGCAGCAACAAACAUGAAAAGAAAGAGGAGAAUAACACGGCUAGCCAAAUAAAUGAGUCUGCUGCUAAGGAAGAAGCAGAUCCUGAGAAGAACCAAGGCCGAUAUAAUCUUCGGCGCAGGAAGGACGACGGAGAUGUCAAAGAAGCUGAAGCCAAAUCAGAGCACCAAGAGGAGAGAGUGGAAAAGGUGCCUGCUGCUUCUGCUGCCCCUGCCCCCACCCCACUUGAUUUUGGAGGGAAGAUAGGAGCCUUGUUCUGGAUGCUCUUCCUGCCUGCCUGGGUUCUGUUUUUGGUUCUCCAUGUGGACCAGAAGGAUCCCAGUCUGUCAAACUUCCCUCCUGCCCUGCCUUCACUUGAAACCUUCUGGGAUCCUCAAGCUUUUGUGUUUGUUGUUCUCUGGAUAUUGUUCCAGGCUCUGCUCUACAUUUUGCCUGUUGGAAAGCUGAGUGACGGUGUGCUGCUCAGGUCUGGCAAAAGGCUCAAAUACAGAACCAAUGGGUUUUUUGCCAUUAUGUUUAGUGUUGUUGUGGUGGCAGUAGCAGUGUACCAGGGGGUUGACCUCACCUACAUCCACAGCCACUUUCUGCAGCUGACCACCGCUUCCUUCCUUAUCUCCAUGAUGCUCAGUAUCUAUCUGUAUUUUCGCUCUCGCUCCACUGGCCCUGAUGAGCGGGCUCUGGGCGGGAACUCGGGCAACGUGAUCUAUGACUUUUUCAAAGGCCGUGAGCUGAAUCCUCGCAUCAAGGAAUUUGAUCUGAAGUUCUUCUGUGAGAUGCGUCCUGGACUUAUCGGCUGGUGUUUGAUCAACUUUGCCAUGGCGCUGGCUGAGAUGAAGCAGCAGAAUCUGGUCGCUCCGUCAUGUUCGAUGAUCCUCGUGAACAUCUUCCAGCUCAUCUACGUGAUGGACGGCUUGUGGAACGAGGAGGCCAUCCUGACCACCAUGGACUUGAUGCAUGAUGGUUUUGGCUACAUGUUGGCUUUUGGUGAUCUGGUGUGGGUCCCUUUUACUUACACCCUGCAGGCUAGAUACCUGGUCAGUCACCCCAAACCCCUGAGCCUCCCACUACUCGCAACUAUCAUCAUACUCAAAAUUGUUGGAAUGUACAUAUUCAGAAAAUCAAACACUGAGAAAAACGCCUUCAGGAGAAACCCAUCAGACCCCGCACUAUCCCAUUUAAAAACGAUCCCCACAGCUACAGGGAAGAGUUUAUUGGUCUCAGGCUGGUGGGGAGUGGUCCGCCAUCCUAACUACCUGGGAGACCUCAUCAUGGCUCUGGCCUGGUCCCUACCAUGUGGCUUCAGCCACCUCUUGCCCUGGUACUACAUGAUCUACUUCAUCAUCCUCCUCGUGCACAGAGACUCUCGUGACAUGAACGAGUGCAGACGGAAGUACGGCUCGGCGUGGGACAAGUACUGCCGAACUGUGCGCUACCGGAUCAUUCCCUGCGUCUACUGAGGAACCCAGCACUCGACAGAACUGAGCCAGGGCCUUUUUCCUCCCAACCAACAUCAUGACCACCUGAAGGCCCUCUGAAAGGACCGACUCAUUUGACUUGUAGAACAUUUCUUAAAUCUUUAAAUCCUGGUUGAUGAAGUUUUUUUUUUUUUUUGGAAUGAAUAGGGGGAAAAAAGGACAAUUAUAUUUGGGACUUUUUAAAGAACUGCCUUUCUAAUAGAAAAGUAUUUAAAAAAAUGAAAACUUAAAAAGUUUACAAAAGGGGAAAACAUUCAAAAAGAAAACGACUUGUUGGAAUAUCUUGUUAGGACGUACUGUAUAUUUUUGUAAAUACACAUUUGUUUUUAUACUUCAGAGAGCAACACACCACAUGCAAAACUUUUACCUUUCCCUGCAAUAAUUUCCCCUUGCCACUCAUUGUCAUACUGCUCUUUUACCUGCUUGGCUUUUAUGAAUAACUCUGUAAGUACAUAUUCCUGCUCUAGUUAUGCAGCCUGUGUGUAUUGUGAAGGAUGGGACUCAAUGCUUCCCUCAUUGAUGAUCUGUACAGUGGAACUGUGACUCAUGUUAAUACUCAGGAUUCCAAGGUAAAUUAGUAUGUUUUUGUUUCAUUUUGUUUAAAAUCGAUAGAAAUCUAGUUUUGACUUUAGCGAGUCAAAUGAUUUUAGAGGUUGCAUGAAAGGUGCACUAAUGGGUCUUAUUGCAUUGUCGGUUCCAAAGUGUAUUUGAUUGGCUUUGCUACCUCAGGUUCACACACUGUCCAGUUCUCCCUUCUCUGGGGCCUCCAGGUGGCGCUGUGUGUAAUUAUGAGUUCAACAUCGGUGCAGAAUAAGUUGAACUUCUCCAUUUUAACAGUACAUCCUUAUAUAGUUGGAUGGUGCCUUUGAUCAUGGGCUGAAUUGGUUCUAAAUGACCCUACAAGGCCACUUCCUAUCAUUGAUUGUACUUAUUUUAAGCUUUAACUUUUCACGAGAUGUAGGUGAUUAUUGAAAGAAGAUGAUACUGUGACAACAUGCAGAGCCGUUACGCGUGUUUGCAUUUUGAAACCUGUCCAUUGCAUGUUCAACUGUAGAUCAUCAGACAAGUAGCAAUACAUCAGCUAGACUAAGAAGUUUUGGUUUUUUAAUGCUGUGCUGACUGAAUAUCUUGUAAAUAAUUUUUAAUCAUGAUUUAUUUUUCUAAGUAUAGAAGUGACAAUAGUAAAAUUGCAAUGUUUCUGAGUAGCUAUUUAAUGUUGCUAUUUUUGGGAUGUUUUAAUUUAAUUUUGACCACUGUAUCGUAUGUUUACACCCAGGUCUGGGUCCAGGGUUCUGGAUAACAUGAACAUGCAUUGGAACCAGAUUAGAACUGGCUCGACUUGUUUGUUCCAAGACAAGUUGUAGUGAAUCAUAUGUAUGAUUGGGAAGCAGUUGGUUUUAAUAUACUUGGGUAAGUACUCAACUCAAUGACGUUAGCAGAGCCGGUGGGGCUGACUGCGAGGAAGAAUCCAGUUUGGCAGUUAGAUGAAGCUUAUCUGUACAAAUGUUGCAGCAUCAAAUAAAGAUUUUCAGUAUUUUCUUGUCCCA